This is a messenger RNA of Rosa rugosa (rugosa rose), 582 nucleotides long. RefSeq lists its product as uncharacterized. The transcript has 2 exons. NCBI's taxonomy places the organism in Eukaryota, Viridiplantae, Streptophyta, Magnoliopsida, Rosales, Rosaceae. The record is from RefSeq and is a predicted model, not a curated record. Bases 1 to 582 code for a protein of 193 amino acids. Gene Ontology annotation, molecular function: RNA-DNA hybrid ribonuclease activity; nucleic acid binding.
AUGGCAAACUGGAAUUUGGGAAAGCUAACUCUUUUUCUGGACCAAAAUACAAUUGAUUCUAUUACUAGUAUCCCUAUCCCUGUUUCUAAUUUUAAAGACAAGUUUGUCUGGGGUUCUGCAGCUGAUGGAAAGCUCACCAUCAAAUCUCCCUCUGGAGAUUGGAUCAAAGGGUUUCAAGUAAACCUGGGCAUUGGUGAGGUUUUGGAUGAAGAAACAUGGGGUUUGUAUUAUGGCCUUAGGCAAGCUCUUGCUUGUCAUAUUACUAAGAUCGAGGUUGAGUCGGAUUCUGCAAUUUUGGUGAAACUUAUUCUUGAUAGUGAUGUUUCUAUCCAUCCUCUUGGCUCUCUGAUUGAUUGCUGCAAUGCUUUGAUCAAGAAGUUUCAUUCUUUCUCCCUAAAGCACAUCUAUCGUGAAUGCAAUAUGGUGGCAGAUUGUCUUGCAAAGAAUAGCAUUGAUCAUGCUUAUGGAGUCAUCGAAUUUGAUGCUCCUCCUAUUCAUGCUGCUAAUGUUUUUCUUGAAGAUUUUGAUGGAGCUACUAGAGUUAGAAGAUUUGGUGUCGGACAUUCUAGUGGUCAUGCUUAG